This is a messenger RNA of Phragmites australis (common reed), 1457 nucleotides long. RefSeq lists its product as uncharacterized. Bases 226 to 786 code for a protein of 186 amino acids. The transcript is spliced from 2 exons. The record is from RefSeq and is a predicted model, not a curated record. Lineage: Eukaryota; Viridiplantae; Streptophyta; Magnoliopsida; Poales; Poaceae.
AGGAGGGGCGGCUUAUCUCGGGCGCGGGGGCGAGCGGCGGGGCGACGACGUGCGCGACGGGACGGGGCGGCCGACGUGCGCGACGGGACGGGGCGGCCGACGUGCGCGACGCCGGCCACAGGAGCGGCGACGCGACGCGGGCGUUGCGGGAGAGCAAAUUAAUCCAUUGAAUUGCGACAGAGGAGACCGACAAGGGUAGAAAGUCGAAGCAGGUUCGACGAGACCAUGGCAAGCUCCUCGAGGCUCUGUUCGGAUGAGGAGCUGCAGAAGGCUAGGGAUGAUUUAAAAGAACUCCUCGUCCGAAGCCCAAUCCCCGACGAGUUCCGGUCUCCCGGUGAUGAAGAGGAGAAGGAGAAGAAGGUCAAUAUGGGAAAGAAGAAGAAGCUGUACGUGCUGCCGCAGGAGUAUGUGGAGAUGCUCCUCAACUACAAGUGCAGGCCGCUCCCCAAGCACGAGGCCCUCGCCCAAGCAGAAGAGGAGGACAAGGAGAAGUACAAGGACAUCAGGACCUUGGUCACCGUGGCCAAUGUCCUUUCGAGGCACUACGACGACAUCAUACACGACGCCCUGGAGAAGAUGAGGCAUGACUUCGAGACCAAAGGUUACAUCACCUACGAGGCCACUGACGACGAGGAGGCAAUGAGGGUGCUACGGCAUUUCAGCAGGGUCCCCGAGGACAACAAUGAGGGUGCAACGGCAUCUCAGCAGGGUCCUCGAGGACGAGGACGCAGGAGGCACCGACCUGGAGUCAUGAAGCACACUAGAGGGGUCAAGAAGCUAAACUGAGCUUGUAACAAGUGUUCGAAACAGCUGAAAACCAGGUGAUAAAGUUUUUGAAAUUUCUCAAACCAGAGGAUAGAGGAGGGUAAUGAAAUAACGUUGUGUUUAAAAAUUAAAACUCAACUGCGUUUGUAAGAUAUGAAGAAGACAAGCAUUCUACUGAUGCAAAAUGUGUCUUUUCCAUAUUUCGCAAAUGCAAUAGAGUUAGUGUAAAACUUUUCAUAUCUUGCAAAAUCACCCUUAUCCAGACAUGCCCCCAAAGGUAAAACAUAACCUCCUCUAAAUCUGGUAACUUAUUUUGAGAUUUUUCGAAAACAUCAUCACCUGUUUCUUCACAAGUUUCAACACUUAGAAAAUAGAAAUUUAUUUUUGUCUUUUAUGCCUUUGUACCGUGCCCUAUGGUCUUGUAUUCGAAGACACUAUCAGUUAGCUUGGAUUUGUCAAGAGUAUAAAGCUUAGUCUUUUUCUCCGUACUAGUGUAAUUCUUGAGAAUUUGCACCUAUCUGAAUUAUGUGUUCCAUGGGUUAUAAUUGCAACAAACCAUGUCUUAGUAGCGCUAUUCUUGAGAUUAUGCUGUUCUAGUGGGAUUUGGGGGUCGGUUGAUAUCUUCCUUGGUUUUUUACAUAGUUUAUGGGUAAUUAGUGUUCCUGACUUAGAGUGGUAGAAGUUUACCAUGG